GAUACUUCCGCCAUGGACGAGGAUGACGGUUGCCCGGCGACCGCUGCGGUUGGGCCUAAGCGCCGGGGCCUCGUCCGCUGAGGCGGCGGAGCGGAGCCUCCGCUGUGUUCUCUUGUACGCUUGCCGACCCGAUUCGGGCCCCACGGGAAACCAGGAUGAAACUUUUCUCUGAGGCGCACAAGACGGUGUUCGUGGUAGAUCACUGCCCGUAUAUGGCCGAGUCCUGUCGGCAGACGGUGGAGUUCGACAUGUUCACCAAGAACCGGGCCCCGGGCAUCAUCCCGCUCGCACCCAUCGCCAAGUCGCUGUGGACGUGUGCCGUGGAGUCGGCCAUGGAGUACUGCCGCAUCAUGUACGACAUCUUCCCGACCAGGAAACUGCCAGCAACAUUAAGCAGCAUGAUGUCAGCAUCUGGUGACCAAAGGCUGCUAACAGUUGCUCCAAAGCAAUUAAUGGGUGCAACCAGGGUGAAUUUCAUUGUAAGUGACUCAAGAGCACAUACCCUGAACUCCUGGGGACAAGAAGAUCAAAACUUGCAAGAGCUGAUGGCAGCCCUUGCAGCUGUUGGGCCUCCCAAUCCUCGCAUGGACCCAGAAUGCUGCAGUGUACUGCAUGGCUUAGUUGAAGCAGUCGAGGUCCUGUGUAAAUGUACAGAUUAUCAGCAUGAAGCUCGAACUACUUUAAUGGAGAAUGCAGACCGCGUCAGCAAUCGUGGACGUAUCAUCUGCAUAACCAAUGCCAAAAGUGACAGCCACGUACGAAUGUUAGAAGACUGUGUUCAAGAAACGAUCCACGAGCAUAACAAAUUAGCAGCUAGUUCUGAUAACUUGAUGCAAAUUCAGCAUUGUGAACUGGUCUUAAUUCACACCUACACAGUUGGUGAAGACAGCCUUGUUUCAGAUCAUCCAAAGAAAGAUGUCUCCUUGGUACUAACGAGUGAAGUGCACAGUGUCCGUGCCGGAAGGCAAUUACCUGCUAAGCUCAUGACACUUGUCCAACAACAUUUUGACCUUGCCUCCACCACUAUUACAAACAUCCCUAUGAAGGAAGAACAACAUGCAAAUACUUCUGCAAAUUAUGAUGUAGAACUUCUCCAUCAAAAAGAUGCUCAUACUGAACUGCUAAGAAGUGAAGGGAAGAACAUGACACCAAUAUCGUGUGACCACAUCAAAGGAAAGAAAGUUGAUCCACAUUUAUCUAAUAGCAAUAGAGAUGGCAGCAUCAAAGAAACUGUGACGUUAAAGUGGUGCACUCCACGAACCAAUAACAUUGAAUUGCACUAUUGCACAGGAGCAUACAGAAUAUCACCCGUGGAUGUAAACAGUAGACCCUCUUCGUGCCUGACAAACUUUUUACUAAAUGGUCGAUCAGUAUUGUUGGAGCAACCUCGAAAGUCAGGUUCCAAAGUGAUCAGUCAUAUGCUUUGCAGCCAUGGUGGUGAGAUUUUCCUGCAUGUCUUAAGCAGUGUCCGUUCUAUUCUGGAGGACCCCCCGUCAAUUAGUGAAGGGUGUGGAGGAAGGGUUACUGAUUACAGGAUUACGGACUUUGGAGAGUUCAUGAGGGAAAACAGAUUAGCUCCUGUACAUGAAACACGUUACAUGCUGGAUGGGAAUAUAGAAGUGCCGUUAGAGAAAGCUAAGUCCCAACUAGAGAGACAUACUCGGUAUUGGCCGAUGAUUAUAUCUCAAACUACUAUCUUCAACAUGCAAGCUGUUGUACCGUUAGCUAGUCUAAUCGUGAAAGAGAAUCUGACAGAUGACGAUGUCCUCAACUGCCAAAAAACUAUCUACAAUCUAGUAGACAUGGAAAGAAAAAAUGAUCAUUUACCCAUUUCAACAGUUGGCACCAGAGGCAAAGGCUCCAAGAGGGAUGAACAAUACAGGGUAAUGUGGAACGAGUUAGAAACCCUUGUAAGGGCACACUUGAGUAACUCUGAGAAACAUCAGCGUGUACUGGAGUGCUUGCUGGCCUGUCGGAGCAAGCCUCCAGAAGAGGAGGAGCGUAAAAAGAGUCGCAGGAAAAGAGAAGAUAAAGAAGAUAAAUCUGAAAAAUCAGCAAAGGAAUACGAGUCUGACAAAUCUUGGCAAGAUUCUGAACGACAAAAGGGAGCACUGGAACGAGAAAAAGAUGAAGUGGCUGAAGCUGAGAUAAUCAAAGACUCUCCUGACUCCCCUGAACCACUGAACAAAAAACCACGGGUUAGUGUAGGGGAAACACCGCCUGCAGAGAAGGUUAAAGGUCCAGUCUCUUUGCUCACCCUAUGGACAAAUAGGAUCAAUACAGCAAAUUCAAGAAAGCAUCAGGAAUUUGCUGGCCGUUUGAGUUCCAUUAACAACAAAGCUGAAUUGUACCAACAUCUCAAGGAGGAAAACGGAAUGGAUACACACGAAAACGGUAAAGCCAGCAGGCAGUAAGGAGAAGCUUCACCCAAGCUGCUUCAAAAGUUCCUAGUCAGUUGGCAUGCUAUUUUUGUGGGAAUUCUUAAUUUACAAACCUGAAGUAUUUAAAGAAAAUUGAGCAUGACCUCCCAAAAUGCACCUGUUGAGAGACUUGUGACAAACUGUAUGAAAUUUUCAAACUGGAUCAAGAAGAAUUUUACUUUGUUGUCAUUUUUUACUAUGAAAUUUGUCAACAUUUUUAGACUUAUUACAUUGAUUAAAAAAUAAACAUUAUGCUUCUACACAAAUUUAAUAUUUCUGUUUG
This is a messenger RNA of Mobula hypostoma (lesser devil ray), 2703 nucleotides long. It is a transcript of the gene ints13, whose product is annotated as integrator complex subunit 13. The transcript has 19 exons. Gene Ontology annotation, cellular component: integrator complex. The record is from RefSeq and is a predicted model, not a curated record. Bases 156 to 2414 code for a protein of 752 amino acids. Lineage: Eukaryota; Metazoa; Chordata; Chondrichthyes; Myliobatiformes; Myliobatidae. Gene Ontology annotation, biological process: centrosome localization; regulation of mitotic cell cycle.